AUGGAGAAGGAGUUUCGGAUCGCCAACUACGGGGUAAAACCUCCGAAAACACGAAGCGUAAUAGAAUUAGAAAGAAACAUUCCAGACUGCCAGGCAGUGCUGCUAACAGACCCGAGCACAGCCGUGUACUCAAAGGGCGGCGUGCUCUACAAAAAAGCCAUAGAGGGAGAAACCGGAAAAGUCUUCUGCAGGUCGUCUGGCAAGAGCGCCAAAAUAGCGGUGUGCGACUCGGUCGUCGCGCUGUUCAACAGUGAGGGGAGAAUACGCUUUUCAGACUAUGCCGGAAACGGGCUGUCCAGCAUAGACACGGGGAGCCGCCCUUUGCGCGCUCUUGCGUUUUUGUCCAAAGACGUGAUUUGCACGGGAGGUGAGGCGUGCAGGCUUAUGGUGUACUCGAUAUACGACGCCAAGCGGCUGGCAGAGCUGUCUUUUUCAGAGUACAUCGACAGCAUCACGGCGAAUGGAACACACUUGGCCGUGUCUCUGUCAAGCGGAGAAAUACACAUAUACGCGUACGCGCUCCACGAGACCGGCACGCCCGGGCAGGAGGGGCAAAAAAAGCUGCAGAUGUCGCUCGAGGAGGUCUCUGCCUCGCACGUGGAAAACCCGUGUCUGCUGCAGUUCAUAGACCGCGACCAGCUGUUCAUAGGGCUGUCCACCGGAAUGGGAUACGUGUACAGCAUGGAAAAGGCUGCCAUAAGCACAUACUGCUCCAUGCACUCGAAGGGGUUCACAAAGGCAGAGGUGCACGGGGACUUUCUGAUCACGUCGUCGCUGGACGGAAGGCUCAGGGUGUCCACGCUGUCUCUGAAAGAGGUGUCCUCGCUGUAUGCGGGGGCCGCUGUUCUGGGGUUCAACGCGCUGUUCUGCAGAAGCGAGGGCAGGAAAGACACAACUGGGGUGCAGUACAUAGUCGCCACUGCAACAGGAAAUGUCAUUGUGUACAGAGACAGGUGGACGCCAGAGCCGCAGAAGGAGGCUCCGGUUAUAAGAAAGUCGGGCCCGCAGAACCUAAAGGAGUACACGCGUGCAGACACCACAGAGAUGCACACGGUGCCUAUCUCCCUGCAGGAGGAGCACAAGAGAGGAAAGUACGGGCGGCUUAUGUUUACCUUCCAGUACCGAAAGGCGCUGGGGGCCUCGCUCAAAUCGGAAAAUCUGGAGCUGAUUACAGGUGUCAUGGACUACCUGCACAAAAUAGACAGGCUGAUCACAUCUCUGGCCACGCUCACAGACGCAGAGAUCUCUGUGCUGGCAGGAAUAUCUGUGGAUCUCCUAAAGACCAAAGAGUUUUUUGGCAUGGCUGACUCUGUUCUUACAUACUGCAGCAAGGUUCUCUACGGCAGAGCGCACACGCGUGGGACGCCCAUCUGCGAAGUUGUUGACAGAGCUCUCCAGGAAAUAGAGGAAGAGUUUCUUGUGCAGUGCACGCUGCUGGAGGUAAGCGAAUACAUAAAAGGGUUGAUGCGGCCUGCGGAAAAGACCAAAUUAUUAUAG
Nematocida major is the source of this 1497-nucleotide messenger RNA. RefSeq lists its product as uncharacterized. The record is from RefSeq and is a predicted model, not a curated record. The coding region runs from base 1 to 1497 and encodes 498 amino acids. The transcript has a single exon. NCBI's taxonomy places the organism in Eukaryota, Fungi, Microsporidia. Gene Ontology annotation, molecular function: protein binding.